Molecule: messenger RNA, 6904 nt
Organism: Rubroshorea leprosula
Lineage: Eukaryota; Viridiplantae; Streptophyta; Magnoliopsida; Malvales; Dipterocarpaceae
Source: the annotation of a GenBank genome assembly
CACUUCGGGCUCUCUGAAACUAACCUCGCUUCUCGAUCCAUCCUCUUUGAAACUUCCUUUGUUCACAAUUUCAUUUCGUUUCGUUUCUCCCAAGUUGUUUUUUUUUCUGACCAAUUAAAGAAACCUCGAUGUCACCUCUGCUAUUCUCACCAUUUGAUCCAUUUGCUAGUGGAUCAUCUCUGUGAAGCUUCUACUUUUUUUUCACCACUUCAUUUUGUUUCGUUUCUUCCAAAUUGUUUUGCCCAUCAUUUCUGAAAAUUUCUUGCCCAAAAAACGAAAAAAAAAAGAAAAAAACCCAGUUCCUUUCAUAUUCACUUUGAUUCUGUCCAACCUCUUUAUCUCACUUCUGCUAUUCUCACCAUCUCGUUCAUUUGGUGGUUCUUUUCUUGUCUCUGUACUUCUGUUAUCUGUGUAUUGUUUUGUGUCUGUUUUCCAAUAUUCAAAAAAAAAAAAAAAAAAAGGAGGAAAUGUCGGGCACCGAAUGCUGUAUUGAUGUUGCUGGCAAAGUUGCAGAGAACCUGGUUGAUCGAACUUUCAAUGUAAUCUGGAACAGAAUAGCUCGUGUGUUCAAAUGGAAGACUAAUUUAAAGAAUCUGGAGAAAGAAGUUCAGAAGCUGGUCACUGAAAGAGAUAGUGUGCUGCAAGUUAUGGAAGCUGCUGAGAGAAGAGGGGAAGAGCCUGUGCAGAAGGUCAAGAUUUGGCUGACUAAAGCAAAGGAGUACAUUGGAGAGAUGGAGAAGUUAGAGGAUGAUGAAGACAAAGCCAAGAAGAAGUGUUUCCUAGGGGUCUGUCCUAAUCCCAGGGCACGUUACCAAAUCAGCAAGAAAGUGGAGGGGUAUUUGGUGGAUGUUACUGAACUCCUACAAGAAGCUCGCAAUUUCAACUUCCCAGGUUUCUACUGUCCUCCAGCAUCUACAGCGCCAGUUAAUAAGGGUUUUGAGGACUUUGGGUCAAGAACGCCUUAUUUGGACAGUAUUAUGGAGGCCUUGAGAAGUACUGGCACUGACAAGAUAGGUGUUUAUGGGAUGCCUGGUGUUGGAAAGACCAUGUUAGCCAAAGAAGUUGCCAGACGAGCUGAGGAAGCCGACUUAUUUGAUUCAGUUGUAUUCGCUUCUGUGACAAGGGAUCGAGACUUUAGAAGAAUUCAAGGAGAAAUUGCUGACAACUUAGAUCUAGUGCUUAAUAAGGAGACUGUAGUUGGGAGAGCAAGGCAACUAAAGGAUUAUCUGAAGAAAAAGAAGAGGAUUCUUGUGAUUUUAGAUGACAUCUGGUCGAGGCUAGAUUUGGAUGAACUUGGAAUUCCUUUUGAAGAACAGAUGCAAUGCAAGAUUCUCUACACAUCUAGAUUUCUCGAUGUCUUAUCACGUGACAUGGAUACUAAUCAAAAUUUUGAUGUUCGCCCAUUGGGAGAUGAUGAAGCACGGGAGCUUUUGAAGAAGAUAGUUGGCGAUGAGAUUGAAAAGUCUGGCUUGCGGGAUACAGCAAUGGAGAUUGCCAAAGAAUGUGCUGGGCUCCCCCUCGCCAUUCAAACUCUUGGCAAGGCUUUGAGAGGAAAGGAUUCUUAUGAAUGGAGGAAUGCUCUGCGACAACUGCAAACGCCCUCUCCAGAGAACUUCACGGGGAUCUCUGCAAAUGUUUAUUCUGCAAUUGAAUUGAGUUACAACUACUUAGAAGGAGUAGAAUUAAAGCAAACUUUCUUGCUUUGUAGUCUGUUCGGACAGAAUGCUUAUAUAGAAGACUUGCUAACAUAUGGUAUUGGCUUGGGCUUAUUUCAGAAUGUCAGCACAAUAGGAGAAGCACGAGACAGACUACUAACACGGGUUAGAAAUCUAAAAUCUUGUUCUUUGCUGCUUGAUGGGAAUAGCGAUACUCGCGUUAAAUUGCAUGAUAUUGUCUUUGAUGUCGCCGUGGCCAUUGCCUCAAAGGACCCUCAUGUGUUGUCAUUAAUAGAUGACAACGUACCCCAAAAGUGGUCAGAUAGGGAGGCCAUGGGAGAUGUCAAAUGGAUUAGUAUGCGACAUGCUAAUAUUAGUGAGCUCCCUGAUGAGCUGGAAUGUCGGCAACUUACCUUAUUCCAUUUAGCUAGCAAGAAUCCUUCUACGAAAAUUCCAGACAAUUUUUUCCGGGGAAUGCCAAAUCUCAGAGUCUUGAAUUUUACCACGAUGUAUUUCUCAUCCAUGCCUUCAUCAAUUUGCCUUCUGAAAAACCUCCGUGCAUUACGUAUCAAUGACAGUGCUAUAAAAGAAAUAGCUAUUGUUGCAGAGCUGAGUGGUUUGGAAGUCCUUAGCCUUUCAAGAAGUGAUAUUGAAGAGUUGCCAACGGAAAUUGGACAUCUGACCCAACUAAAGUUUUUAGAUUUGAAUUAUUGUACCAAGCUCAAAGUGAUACGACCCCAUGUCUUAGAGAGUUUGUCCAGGCUAGAAGAACUGUAUCUGCGAAACAGCUUCAAUCAAUGGGGUGCUAACGGACUUGGAAAUCAAAGAAAUGCUAGCCUUGCUGAGUUGAAGAAUUUGCAUAACCUAGUUGCCUUAGAUGUGGAUGCAUGUGAUGUCCAAAUUAUUCCAGAAGACUUAUUCUCUGAAAGGUUGAAUAGAUACAAGAUAUUCAUUGGAAAGGUGUGGAACAGAUGGGAUUGUUCUUUCGGAGGCUCAAAAAUAUUGAAGCUGGAGUUGAAUACAAGAAUUACUCGUGACCAUUCUAUUUGCAUGUUGUUAAAGAAAACAGAAGAACUACAUGUUGAGAAACUGAAGGGUGUGAAGAAUAUAGUUCCUGAGUUAGAUGUUGAAGAUUUUCAGGAACUGAAGUAUCUUUACGUUAAAAAUGCUCCUGAGAUUCAGCAUAUCAUUAACUCAGUGGGGCAGAUUCCUUGCCAUGUAUUUCCCUUCUUAGAAGUACUAUUUCUUCGGGAUUUGGAUGAUAUGGUGAAGAUUUGUCAUGGCCAUCUUGCAGAAACGUCUUUUAGAGGAUUGAGAACUAUAACCAUUGAAUAUUGUAAUCAGCUAGAGAGUUUGUUCCCGUUCUCCAUAGCUAGACGACUUCUUCAACUUGAAGAAAUUGGAGUAACAAAUUGCUCUAGCAUGUUAGAGAUUGUUGAUGAGGAAGGGCAAGUGACCACUAAUGAUAUAGCUGAAGCAGAUGAGAAUUUUGAGUUUGCCCAUCUACAGUUCUUGAAAUUGCAGUAUUUGCCAAAGUUCAUUAGAUUGUGCCAUGGACUUGUGGAAGCAAAUGAUUCAAGGUCCAUGCCUGUAUCACUUUUCAAUGAAAAGGUCCUUCCUAAAUUAGAGAACCUGACAUUAAGAAGUGAUGAGUUGGCAAUGAUAUUUGAUGAGCAAUUUCCAAGGGACCUCUUUUGCAAUGUUAAAGUUCUUCAUCUUCCUACUUAUAGAGAUAAAUCACCUAUGUUUUCAAUUCGCUUCCUUCAAUGUUUCCGCAAGCUGGAAAAGCUUCAUGUAGCUCGUGCUGAUUUGGAGGAGUUAUUCCCUUCUGAAGGAGACGCUGAUGGUCAAGAGAAAUGUGUGGGAACACAGUUACAUAUUAGAGAGUUGAAUUUGGAAUCAUGUGAUAAUCUGAGGCAUAUAUGUAACCAAGACUCAAGAGCAGCUGACCUAAUUCUUCAAAAUCUUAAAAUUCUGAAAGUGAAGUUCUGUUCUGGCUUGAUUAGCUUAACAGCAUCUACGGUACCUUUCCGCAAUCUCACCACUUUGGAUGUAUGUGGUUGCUCAGGGUUAAGAAACUUGGUUUCAUUCUCAACAGCUCAAAGCCUGGUUCAACUUGAAACAAUGCGCAUAGAUUAUUGCGACUCGCUGACUGAAGUAGUUGGAGACGAAAGAGAUGGCUUAGAAGAUGAGAUCAUUUUUAUGAAAUUGAAAGUUUUGAAACUCAUAUUGUUAACAAAGCUCACAAGCUUCUGUUCAAGACUUAAUUUUGCCUUCAAUUUCCCAUGUUUAGAACACUUGGUUGUGAAUCGCUGUCCCAACAUGGAGACCUUCUGUAAGGGAGUCCUAAAGACUCCAAUGCUGCAGAGAAUAUCACUGAAUGACUACGAUGAGGGGCGUUAUUCUCUGCAUGACUACGAUAAGGGGCGUCUGGUUGGAUACGCUUGGUUAAGCCAUUUGAAACUCUCGGAGCUUCCUAAAUUGAUGGAAAUAUGGAACAAGAACCCUCAAGAUAUAUUGAAUUUCCAAAUCAUUUAUUUGCUGGAAAUUUGUAACUGUGAUAGCUUUAGAUACCUCUUAACUCCACCCAUGGUGUUGAGUCUUUCUCAACUCAAGGAAUUGAGGGUACACAACUGUGAAAUGAUAGAGCAAAUCAUCACAGAAGAGGAAGAGGUACCAGAAAAUAAAAUGAUAUUCUACCAGCUAUGGUCCCUUACCCUGAAGUCUUGUCCCAACUUGACAAGUUUUAUUGUGGGAAGUUAUAAACUUCAGUUUCCAUCAUUGUCUUCUAUCGACAUGGAUAAUUGUCCAAAGAUGGUAUCAUUUUCAACAUUUUCAAUAAUGCAAGAGAAAGAGACAACUAUUGGAGGAAGUGAAGAAAGGCUUGAUAUCCCUACUGAACCAUUUUUCAGUGAUCAGGUGGGAUUCCCUAAUUUAUGGAGGCUUGAAAUUCGGGGGAUGAGGAGCUUGAUCAGGAUAUGGGAUGAACAACUUGAUGAAGAUUCCUUCCACAAACUAUUCCAUCUAUGUGUAGAACAUUGUGAAAAACUAGUGAAUAUUUUUCCAGUUAAUAUGGUUGGGAGGCUACAAAACCUAGGCUGGCUGCUGAUAAGUGAUUGUGUUUCGCUAGAAGAAAUAUUUGAACCUCAAGGACUAGAUGCUGAUGAAUCAGAAGCACAAAUAACUGCUCAAUCAGCUUUGGUGGAAACAACUCCUAAUGUUGUCUUUCCAAAAGUACGAGUUUUGGAACUUCAGUGGCUACCCAAUCUCAAGAGUUUCUACACUCAAAUACAUACUACAGAAUGGCCAUCAUUGAAAAAAUUGAAUGUGAGUGGAUGUGAUAAAUUGCAGAUACUAGCUUCAGAACUUCCGAGAAUAAGUGAAGAGAACCAACUUGAAAUCCAAAUUGAACAUCCUCUGUUCUGGGUCAGUAAGGCUACAUUCCCCAAUCUAGAAGAACUGAUAGUGGAGCGGAAUGAUAGCCUGAAGGAGAUAUGGCACGAUGAUGAUGAUGUCAAGAAUGACAUUAUUUUUACCAAACUGAAGUCUUUGCAACUUAAAUGUCUUUCAAGACUAGCAAGCUUCUGCUUAGGGAAUUGCUGCUUUGAAUUCUCGUCUUUGGAAGAUGUAAUUGUGGUGGGGUGUCCAAAUAUGAUGACUUUCUCUAGGGGAGAAGUAAGUACACCUAACCUGCAGAAAGUAAAAUUCACAGAAGAUGAAGGUGUAGAAUGUUGGGAAGGUGGCCUUAACCCCACAAUACAACAAUUGUUUGCGGAAAAGGUUGGAUAUGCUGUGGUAGAGCAUCUGACACUCUUACAGUUUCUUGAGUUGAUGGGAAUAAGGAGCAAGAAACCUCAAGAGAUCUUGAAUUUCAGAUGGCUUUGCUCUCUAGAAAUUUGUAAUUGUGGUAACUUGAGAUACUUGUUAACUCUUUCUAUGGCAUUGAGCCUUGUUUCUCUCAAAAAGAUGACAGUACAAAACUGUGAAUUGCUGGAGCAAGUCAUCUCAGAAGAAGGGGCCAACUUGAAGGACGGCAUUGUUUUCACCAAACUGAAGUCUUUGGAACUUAAAGGUUUACCGAGACUUGAAGGCUUCUGUUCGGGCAAUUGCAACUUUGAAUUCACAUCUUUGGAAGAUGUAAUUGUGAUGGCAUGUCCAUAUAUGAUGACUUUCUCUGGGGGAGAAGUAAGUACACCAAAACUGCAUAAAGUGAAAUUAACAGGAGAUGAUGAAGAUGAAGGAUGUUGGGAAGGUGGUCUUAACCCUACAAUACAGGUUUUGUUCACAAAAAAGAGUGUUGUUGACUCUAAAGAAGACUGAAAUUUAUGCUUUAUAAAAGCUGGUGUUGGUUUGAUCUUCAAUAUGGUCAUGUGGCUCUGGGUUUUAGUGACUGCAAGCUGCAAGCUGCAAAUUUUCUUAGCACCUAUAAUAUUAUUUAGAUUUCUGAAACUAGCCUUCAGAGUUUUUGAACUCCUUGUGUGACUUUGUCUUGUUAGUAUUUAAUUUCGUGUCCUGGUUUGGUAUUGUGGUGUUAAGGACAAUAUUUAAAUCUUGUGUUAUCAGAAUAUAUGUAUCUUAAUACAGAAAAUGUGGUGUCUAAACUUUGGUAUUGUAGCCUCUAGACAUUUUUCUUUUCUUUUGCUGGCUUGGUUUUGAACAUGAUGUUGCAACAAGAUUUCAUAUGAAUCGAGCUAUAUACAUUGUCUUAUUAACCUUAGUUGUAGUUUCUUGACUUUCGCAAAUCCUGAUGCUGUUUGGGUUCUACUGAUUAUUGUGGAACUUUUCUAUGAUUCAACAGUUCGAGACAGUGCUCUUCAUCAUAAUUGAUUAUAUGCGUUUUCUUCUUGAGGAGCGGGGAAUAGUAAUUGUUAAGUUACACCGUGGACAAGAAUUGAGGCUGAGGGCAAUAGCCAGAAAAGGCAUUGGGAAGGACCAUGCAAAAUGAUCUCCUGCUGCAACUGUGACCUUCAUGUAUGAACCUGAGAUCUAUAUAAAUGAAGAUAUGAUGGAAACAUUGACGCUUGAAGAGAAAACAAGUUUGUUUGAGAGUAGUCCUACCAAAGUGUUUGACAUUGAUCCUAAUACCCAACAGGUCAGCUCUUCUCUCUCUGCUUUUCUUCUUCAUUUUUUUUUUUCCUUCAAUUAUCUUUUUGGUUUGUUUGGUUCAUCUGGUAUAUGCUUUCUUGCAAAAUCUCUAGAGUUGCUAUAAAACAGUGUUUCUCACAUUAUAUUAACUAAUCUAUAGGCAG